Drosophila serrata is the source of this 3605-nucleotide messenger RNA. It is a transcript of the gene pbl, whose product is annotated as epithelial cell transforming 2 pebble. Gene Ontology annotation, biological process: regulation of cytokinesis, actomyosin contractile ring assembly; mitotic cytokinesis; activation of GTPase activity. The record is from RefSeq and is a predicted model, not a curated record. NCBI's taxonomy places the organism in Eukaryota, Metazoa, Arthropoda, Insecta, Diptera, Drosophilidae. Gene Ontology annotation, cellular component: cell cortex; nucleus. Gene Ontology annotation, molecular function: guanyl-nucleotide exchange factor activity; GTPase activator activity.
AUUUUUUCAACAACUUUUGCAAUUCCGACGCGCCGCGGCCGUUAAAAUUUUAAUUUAAUUUUAUUUUGUACUCGCGCAGCCGCAUCCAAGUUGUUCCGUGAACUAAAUACACAGGUUUCUCAGGUGCACACGUGCGAAUAUUCAGCGAUCGGUGCUUAAAAAAUCCAGGCGACGCCAGCCUGUGCGCGCUUUUCGGUUGAGCAAUCUGUUGAUUUGUCCAAAUAAAAAGAUGUCCGGGAAGUGCACGAAACCAGCAAACGCCACAGACAUCUUCCAAUAAAUAAUGUGAAAUAAACAAAUCCGGGUACAAACGAAUUAUUUGUCUCCUUGUGCGUUUGUUUACCUGUGCCCGUGUGUGUGUGUGUGCGUGCCCUGUAUUUGAUACAUGUUUGCGAAUAAUUGCCAAAAAGUGAGGAUCAAUCGAAAUGGAGACCAUAGAGGAGCAGCAAUCCAAGUGCGAGAUGUCCAUUACAACGCUGCCCAGUCGCAUCUGCCUGGUGGGCAAUGUUGGCCAGGACGCGGACACGCUGCAGGCAGCCGAAUCCUUUGGACUGCCCAUCGUUACCUCGGAGACGGGCCUGGACAUUAUCGGAGAGUCGGAGUGGCGUACCUUUUACGUGCUCAAUGACUUUGAGGGUGCCAGCUUCGAGGCGAUACACAAACAGAAGGAAUGCAUUCUGGGACCGCCGGCUUUGAAGUACGCGGCGGAGAUGAAACAGACUCUGGGCCAGAACUCGCGUCCCAUUUACAACUAUGCGAUGCGCGGAGUGGUCACUUGCUUCACCGGCAUACGCAAAAAGGAUGAGCUGACCAAGCUGGUUAACCUCAUACACUCGAUGGGCGGCUGCAUCAAGAAGGAUUUGAACACGAAGACUACGCAUUUGAUUUGCAAUCACAGUGGCGGCGAAAAGUAUCAGUACGCCAAAACCUUUCGGUUAACCGUGGUUCGUCCUGCUUGGGUGUAUGCCGCCUGGUCGGAUCGGAAUUCCCUGGAAUUCGACGCUACACAGGAGGUCUUCACCAAAACACAUAGGCUAAAGGCCUUCGAGGGACAGAAGAUUUGCUUUUUCGGCUUCCCGGCUGAGGAGCACCAGCAUAUGGUGGAUGUCCUGCUGGAGAAUGGAGGCGUUUGCGCCGAACUGGAGGAUCCGGAGUGUUCACAUGUCGUGGUGGACGAGCAUACGACCGUCACGAAGCCGGAGCCGAAGAAUAAUCACACGCACAUCCUGAAAUCAGACUGGUUCUGGUAUACCAUACAGAAUGGGUAUGCCAACGAGAUGGACUAUCUCUUCGGCGAUUACCUGGAUAGCAUCACGAAUACCCCCAAUACGGAUCGCCGAGACUCGUUACCCAUUAGCUUUAAUAAGCGGAAACGCAAGCGUUUCUCGCAACGCAUCCAGCUGGAGGGCACUCCGCUGGGCACCUCGGGCAAGCGACGCUCCUCCGUCUCGGAUGCCGGCCUGCUAUCCGUCUCGAAUAGCUUCUUUGAUUGCACCACCAGCCCGGAUAAGCUGGAGGCGGCCGAUAAAUUGCUGCAUGCCGAGCCGGAGGCCAGUGAUGCCACCACACCAGCCAAGAAAUCCAUGCGCUUUAACCACUUUAUGGACUUUUUCACCACCGAGUCCAACUAUGUGGGUAUUUUGGAUACCAUAUUGAAUCUCUUUAAGAACAAACUGGAGGAAUUGGCCGAGACCAAUGAUCCGCUUCUCAACAAGUCCGAGAUUAAGACAAUCUUUGGCAACUUUUUGCCCAUCCAUGAGGUGCAUCAAAGCAUGCUGGAGCACUUGCGCAAGCUGCAUGCUAAUUGGCGAGAGGAUUGCCUUAUCGGCGACAUCAUUAUCCAGCAUCGGGACGAAUUGAUCAAGGCAUACCCUCCAUACGUGAAUUUCUUUGAACAAAUGAAGGAGCAGCUGCAAUACUGCGAUCGGGAAUAUCCCCGCUUCCACGCCUUCCUCAAAAUCAACCAAACGAAGCCAGAGUGUGGACGCCAAGGUCUGCAGGAUCUGAUGAUCCGACCCGUACAGCGAUUGCCCAGCAUCAGUCUGCUGUUGAACGACAUCCUGAAGCACACGAGUGGCAGCAAUGCCGAUCACGGGCGACUGGAGGAGGCACUGAAGGCCAUCAAGCAGGUGACGCUGCACAUUAAUGAGGAUAAACGACGCACCGAGUCACGCAUGGCCAUCUUCGAUAUAUUCAACGAUAUCGACGGUUGUCCAGCGCACUUGGUGAGCUCCAAUCGCAGCUAUCUCAAGUGUGAAGUGAACGAGCUCUCCGACUCGCUGAGUGGUCGUGGCGAUAGCCUUGUCCUCUAUCUCUUCUCCGAUUCCAUUGAGCUGUGCAAGCGACGGUCGAGAGGAUUUAACACCGCCAAGUCACCGAGCACAGCCAAGACGCACAAGCAUCUCAAGCUGAUAUCCCUCAACACGAUACGGCUGGUGAUCGACAUCUCCGACAGUCCGCGUGCCUUUGGCCUGCUGCAGCGUGGCGAUAAGGAAAAGCUGUAUACGUUCACCAUCAGCGACGAGGAGACGGAUAAGUCCGUUUAUGUGAAAAAGCUGUGCAACCAGAUUGCAGCCCAUACAUGCCGUACGGAUGCGGACAAGCUAUUGAUUUGUACCUCCCAGGAACUGGAGGUGGACAUUAGCGAUGUAAAUGUCAGUACGCUGAGCAAGGCUUUUAAAUUGGCCGCCAAAACGCGCCUCAAGGUGGGUCGCGCCUUCUCUUUCAACAAAACGCCCAACAAACUGAAACGGGCCGUCUCCACGAUGAUGACCUCGCCAUUUGGCAGCACUAAUUCGCUGACGCCAGCCUCUCAACUGGCCCAGAUGCGCCUGGCCAGCUGCACAAACAUAAAUGAGGUGGACGAUGAGGAUUGUGCCAGCAUGCGCAGCAGUUCCCCAUCGACGCAAUCCGAGAUGCUGGUGGUGCCACCGCUCUCUGUGCAACCCACGCGGAAAAACAAGGCCGUUGUUGGCCGCAUUUGAAGUUUAGCACUGAAUAGGUGCAGCCAAUUUGUUUAUUCCAUUUCUGAGGUCGUCGUCCUUCAGAAGCGAGAGACUCGUUUGCAGUGCGAUCAAUCGGGCCUUCGAAUUCGUAAUCUCACAAAAACAACAAUCAGAAACAAAACCUAUCACGCGUCCAAUAUUGUUUAGAAUUACAAAAAGUUAUUGUUAAGUUGCAUCUCCUGUCCGAUGUGGAGCUGCCCGCGCGAAUGUUGAAGCGUUCAAUGCGAGCGGCAAUCGAUUGACCAUCAUGAUUUGUAAAUAGUUCUCCAUAUUGUGUAACUCCCGUGUAACCGCGUCGCGCCGCUAAAUGUAACUUAAAUCGUCGUAAGUGAUCGCAGAGAUCGCAUAUUCACGCGUUCAGUGAUCGAUCGAUCGAUCGGUUCGAAUGGGUUUCCGUUGAUCGCCACACCGCAACAAGCUGUGAAUGUUUACUGAGUAAAUUUUUAAAAACCUAUCUUACUAUAUUGAUUACAACUCAACGAUUUUGCUUGAGUAGGCAAUUUACGGCCCUAAGCCGUAGGGCAUUCAAAGCAUGAUGAUGUUUAAGUUAAUGUAAUGUAUAUGUAUGGAAUCACGAUUAAAAAAACAUUUUAAAAUCGA